Sus scrofa (pig) is the source of this 3168-nucleotide messenger RNA. RefSeq names its product torsin family 4 member A (gene TOR4A). The record is from RefSeq and is a predicted model, not a curated record. Gene Ontology annotation, cellular component: nuclear envelope; endoplasmic reticulum lumen. Gene Ontology annotation, molecular function: ATP binding; ATP hydrolysis activity. Lineage: Eukaryota; Metazoa; Chordata; Mammalia; Artiodactyla; Suidae.
GGUGCGGGGCGGGGUGGGGCUGGUCCUGAGGGCUCAGGAGGUGGGCCCUGGAGAUGAAGGCAAAAAUGCAGGGAGGGCCGACGGGCGUCAGCCUGGGGCUGCGGUUUGCCCUUGACCUCGCUGCGGGCCCCAGGUUCGGCGGAAGCAGCAGCUGGUCAGUUGGAGCCAGGCCCGGCCACCGCCGCCUGCUGUUUCUCCUGCAUCUGCCCCGCAAGACGGCCCUGGCGUCUUUGUGUCAGAGAAGCUUGGAGACCACACAGAGCCCGACCACGAAGGACCCCACCCUCCUGCUGGGGCCGCAGGGACCUGGCGACAGACAGCGUCCUGUCCAUAUUCUCAGGAAGGCCUUGGCGUGGGUGAGGUGCCCAGACCCCUAAGCACCCGGCCGCUCACAGAGAGGGGCAGUGGCCCCCGGGGAGCCAGGCGCGGCUGGUUUCUCAGUGGUCCCGCCAGAGGGCACUGGACAUGUGGACAGGCAGGAACCCCGUGUUCUGGGGAGAAGGGAACCCCCAAGCCCAUGACCCAGAAAUUGCAUUUCCCUGAUGCGGUCCGUGCAGGGCAGGUGGAGGGAAGCUGGGAGAAGGAGGAUGGCUUGCCGGGCAGAGGGACCCGUGUGGGCAAAAGCGUGGGGGAUGAAGGGCCGGGAGGCUGUGGGGUCCUGGGCAGGGCAGAAUCUAGGGCUCAGGACUGCCAGCACCCAUGGGACACAGUUGGGCAGAAAGCCAGGACUGGUUUGGGGACAUUACUGGUUGGCAGGCCGGCUCUUCGGCGAGGGGCUUCUAGACUGAGCUUGGCAGAGACCAGGUCUCUUGGCCAGAAGGGGAGGAGCAGGGAGUGCCCCCGCAAGCCACCCUGUGCAGAGAUGGGCUGGGGGCAUGGCCUCCAUCUGCCAGUUCCUGGCCCAAGUUCUUUCUAAAUUUGUGCUCUUAGCAGGGCCCUGAGCCAUGCAUAGGUCUUUGCCAGCUCUGGCUCUUCUGUCCCAGCAUGUGCUCCCUGUGCUGGGGCUCUAGGCUGGGGUACAGGGAAGAGAAAGGGGACGAUGAGGGCGACCGAGCCCCAGCCCUGGUGGAAGAGGAGAGAACAGAAGCAAGGCCUCCUGUGUGUGCCCCCCCCCACCAUCGGGGCUGGGGGAGGGAAGACGGGGGCGGGGGGCCUGGAGGACCCCAGCCCAAAGGACCCUGCGUGGCCUGCACUCCUGCUUACCGGCCCCCUGGACACACCCACACCCCUCUCCGUGGGUCCUGCAGGGAGUCAGGGGCCGGAGGUGUCCCUGGGGAGGUGGGGGUCUGUGGAGGACAGGCUGAGGUGCAAGGGCACGUGGGGGCCCAGGGGAGGUGAUGCCCUUGGCCUCACUGGGUGUCCUGGGCCUGGACUGAGCCAGGAGGGCAGGGAUGGCUGCAGGGCUGAGGAGGCAAGGUGACCCACCAGCCCAGGUCUCCUGGUAGAGCCAGCCAGGCCUCCCCCUCUGGCGCCUCCGUCCAGCCUAAGUCCCGCCCGUGCCGCACCCCUGACUCACUUCCUCUGCACAGAAGCGGAAACCUCCCCAGAGCUUCCUCCGCUGCAGACGCUCCCUGGGGACCCGCAGGUGUCGCUGCCCCUCCAAGCCUUGGUUGACCAUUGAGGCCCCUGACCCCACACGGACCCUCCCCAGGAAGCCAGCUCUCUCUGCUCCCUGAGGCUCAGGCCCCAGCCUCUGGCCUGGGCAGGGGGCCGCCCUGGGGGACGGGGGCCAGCAAGAGCCUGACCUGAGCAGCCGCAGGGCGAGCGACCUGCAUGCCGAGCGCCGCCCCUGCGCCAUGGACCGCGGCCAGCCCAGCCCGGAGCCCGCGGCCGCGGCCCCGGCCCGCGGCCCGAACGUGAUCGCCCCCGUGCGCGCCGUGGUCCGGCUGCGCCGCCGCGUGUGCCUCCUGCGCACGCGGCGCCUCCCGACGCCCGGAGCCGGGCCGGACUUCGGGCCUGGGGCGCCGCGCGCAAACCUGCACCAGCCGCAGUUCUUCACCUUCGAAGGCCCGGCGGAGCUGUCCUCGAGGGCGCCGCGGAAGAGGCGCCGGCGCAGCCGCGUGGUUCUCUACCCCGAGACCUCGCGCAAGUACCGGCCGCAGGCGGAGCGCCGGAGCCGCGCGCAGCGCUGCUUGUUGCUGCUCGUGGCCAUCGUGGGCUUCCAGGUGCUCAACGCCAUCGAGAACCUGGACGAUAACGCGCUGCGCUAUGACCUCGACGGGCUGGAGAAGGCGCUGCAGCGCGCCGUGUUCGGCCAGCCUUCGGCCGUGGGGCGCAUCGUGGCGCUGCUGCGGGACUACCUGGCCACGCACGUGCACAGUCGCCCGCUGCUCCUGGCGCUGCACGGGCCCAGCGGCGUGGGCAAGAGUCACGUGGGCCGCCUGCUGGCACGCCACUUCCGCGCGGUGCUGGAGGACAGCGCGCUCGUGCUGCAGUACGACGCGCGACACCACUGCCCGGACCCCCGCGCCGCGCAGGACUGCCGGGAGGAGCUGGCGCAGCGCGUAGCUGACGUGGUGGCGCGGGCCGAGGCCGAGGAGAAGACCCCGCUCCUGGUGCUGGACGAGGUGGAGCUCCUGCCGCAGGCGCUGCUGGAUGAGCUGCACGGCUUCCUGCAGCCGCAGCGCUCACACCACUUCCACAACGCCAUCUACGUGCUCCUCAGCGGCGCCGGCGGCGCGGAGGUCACGCGCUUCGUGCUGCAGAACGCGUCCCGCGCGCUGGCCCUGCGCCCCGACGGCGCCCACGGGGCCCGUGCCGCUGCGAUGGCGGCACAGGCCGAGGAGGAGCUGCGCGUCCGCCUGCAGGCGCUCCUGGUCCGCGAGCACCCGCUGUGGCAGGCCGCGGCCAUCGUGCCUUUCCUGCUGCUGGACAAGCGGGAUGUGGUCAACUGCUUCCGGGAUGAGAUGGCCGGGGAGGGCUUCUUCCCAGAGCAGGCCCACGCCGAGCUUCUGGCCGCGAGGCUCAGCUACUACCGCGUGGCGGGCCGUGAGUUUGCCGUCACUGGCUGCAAGCAGGUGGUGGCCACUGUGAACCUCCUGUAGCACAGCAGACGCCAGAGGGCACAAUGGGCCGGGUCGCCGGGACGAUGGUGGCAAUAGGAGGGAGGGACCCCUGUGGGUUUGCCCCAGGCUUCUGAGGCCCUAAUAAAUCUGUCCCUGACUCCCC